Messenger RNA from Fimicolochytrium jonesii, 483 nucleotides. RefSeq lists its product as uncharacterized. Lineage: Eukaryota; Fungi; Chytridiomycota; Chytridiomycetes; Spizellomycetales; Powellomycetaceae. The record is from RefSeq and is a predicted model, not a curated record. The transcript has 3 exons. The coding region runs from base 1 to 483 and encodes 160 amino acids.
AUGGCUCUUCAACCAUCAGCGCACCGCAUCUAUCGCGCAACCAUGGAAGUCAUAUUUGCCGAUCUCCGGGAGUUUGCUCGGAACUUUGAGCUUCCGAUUUGUCCCAUCGAGCCUUUGCUUCCAAAGGCGCAUCGAUCCCGUGCUGACUUUUCAAUUUCCCCGCGCGCUAUGGACUUCGUCGAUGAGGAGAAACCGGUGCCCGAACUCGAUAUCAAUGACGCCAAAGCCGCACGCUACAAUCUGCGCAGAGUAAUGCCGAGAGCUGCGCCAGCCUCCUACGCGUCUGCUAAGGACUCGACUUUGAACACACCUACGAACGUUGAUGCGGAUGCUUACAGCUCCGGCGCUGUCACCACAUCGCGCAAUUUUGAUACCGCCAAGGUCUACUCACUUGUUAACAUCGCUCAGAUCAACGCCGCUGACAGUUACUGCUCCGCUGCGGACACCGCAUACAACGGCGCCCAUUCGGUCAGUAUGAUUUGA